Molecule: messenger RNA, 1362 nt
Organism: Lachancea nothofagi CBS 11611
Lineage: Eukaryota; Fungi; Ascomycota; Saccharomycetes; Saccharomycetales; Saccharomycetaceae
Source: the annotation of a GenBank genome assembly
AUGAUUAGCAUAAUCGAUCAACCUUCAACAAGAACCAACAUGAGCGAACCUCAGAAGGCACGGGAGCCAGUACCUAAAUCUUCGCCAGUACCAGAUGACUUCAGUGAAAGUGGUAAUGAACUCAAAGAGGGGUUGCCUUGUCAAAAUGAGGAAGAAGGAGCAAUUUACGAUUUCCAAGCGUUUGUUGCUCAACUAAGGGAUCCUAGAGCGGACCCAAUCCUAAGAUAUACAAGGUCGUUCCUGAACAACUUCGUUACCAAGCGCGAGCUUUGGACGUGUGAGGAGCAGCGCAAACUUGUAGAUGAUUUCAAAGUGUUUGUAUAUGGAAAGUUACCGCUGUAUGAACCCUUUCAAUCUUUGAACGCCGGUAAGUUCAAGAAUGCUCAAGAGGGGAUAGAGAAACUGAUCAUGGGCAAACUAUACGGCUAUUGCUUCUCGCCAAGUUUAGAAUUACGAUUUCAGGACAAGCUGGAUGCAAGCCACCAGGAAGAUUUAGAUCAAGACGAAAGAUUGAGACGGAAGAGGGCUGAAUUCUGCUUUAUAGAUCCUGGACACUUGGAAAUUCCGGAAUCGCUCUCACGGCGGCUGCUAAAGUUCACACAGCUCUCCGGCAAGGAGCUCGCGCGGAUAACUGAGUAUAAGGCGCCCAGAGAUAAGAUGGUAUGUGUUCUGAAUGCUUGUCGCGUCUUGUUUGGGUUUUUAAAACACUCGGGACUUGAAAAUGGGGGAGCUGAUGCGUUUGUGCCAGUUCUGGUGUACACGCUGCUCAAAAGUGACGUCGAAUCCUUACUGUCGAACCUCAACUACAUCGAACGCUUCAGGUAUACCGAGUUCCUUCGCGGCGAAAGCGCAUACUACUUAAGCAGUGUUCAAGGUGCUGCUAAUUUCAUUGCGCAUCUGAAGCAGGAGUCCCUUCAUAUAUCCGAUGUCUCUACUUUCGAGGAACGCUACACGGCGAAUCAAGAAAUUUUAAAACAAGAAGAGAGCCACGCUGAAAGCUCUACUUCUGUAACAGCGGUUCCUUCCGCCACACCACCCAGACCAGCGCCUUCACACUACAUCCGCCGGCCGCUAGAUGAGGCUACGUCUGCACUAUUAGUUAAGGUUUCUGAGCUUUUCUCUUCCAACCCUACGGAGCCGCGCGACAAAGAAGGUGGUCCUGAAGUCAGCGCGGAAACCGAUUUAGAUCCGGACUCAACCCGUCUGGUCCAACAACUACAGGAGCAAGAAAAUCAACGUGUCCUAGAGGAGCUUCAUGACAUGUUCCCGGAAAUGGACCAGGGCCUGAUACACGACGUAUGCGAGGCCAAAAAGUAUAGGAUAGGAAUGUGCGUAGAUGUUCUGCUGACGCUGUCAUCUUGA